GAUCCAAUCAAGCAGACAUCGAAAUGCCGGUAUUUACAGAAUUCGCAUCCAAGUCGCGGGACCUGCGUGUCCUUCCUUCCUUUGCUCUUCCAUUACCUCGACUUACUCCGCCGUUCGAACCCACCGUAAACGAUGGAGUCGAACGUUACGAGGUUGUCAUCGUUGGGGCUGGACCCUCGGGACUGAUGCUGGAACUUCUGCUGGCCAGAUACGGCUUGAGUGACGAAUCUCUCCUUUGUAUUGACUCGAAGCCAAGCACGUUGAAAUCAGGACAGGCAGAUGGUGUUCAACCUCGGACGUUGGAAGUAUUUAAAACCUUGGGGAUUUCCGACGAGAUUGAGAACGAAGCAUGUCAAAUGUGGCAGUUUGCCUUUUGGAAUACCUCAUCAGACCCAUCCCGAAUCAUUGAGCGGAAAUCCGUGGUCCCCGAAGUGAUACCCCCCGCUCGGUUUCGCUACGAGGCCACUAUACAUCAGGGACGCAUUGAACGGAUUAUGGAGACUGACCUCCUGCGGUACUCCAAAAGAGGCGUGCAAAGGGACACCAAGUUGAUCCAUGUCCAGCUGAAUGAAGAUGACAAGGAGUUUCCUGUCCUGGCGGAGAUUGAGACACGCGGGUGUGUGGGACUAAAGCUGGAGGGUCAAUCGCUCGACCAUAUAUGGGGCGUUAUAGAUUUGGUAGUGGAUACGAAUUUCCCUGACAUUCGCCGGCGAUGUGCUAUCCAUUCCCCAGCUGGCUCGGUGAUGGUCAUACCACGAGAACGAAUCGUGACGGGUGAGUAUCUUACGCGACUUUAUGUCCAGGUACCUGGAAUGGCAAACCCCGAUGGAGAUAUAGUGGGAGCGGCUACCCCAGUUUCCGAAUUCGAUGAUGCUAGGGCACGCAGACAGAAGGUGACGAAGGAGGGAAUUCUGAAGCAAGCAGCAGAUGCAUUCAAGCCAUAUUACCUCAGGCCGAAAAGCGAGGAAUCAAUCGACUGGUGGGCAGCGUAUCAGAUUGGGCAGCGGGUCUCACCAGAAUUCAUUGUCAAGGACUCUACUGGAGUUCCUAGAGUAUUCAUUGUGGGAGAUGCUUGCCAUACUCAUAGUCCAAAGGCCGGCCAAGGAAUGAAUGUGUCCAUGAUGGAUUCCUAUAACCUGGCCUGGAAGCUGGCCUACCACAUUCACGGACUCAGCCCUUCGUCUACCGAGCCCGACCAGCCACAUCCCCUCCUCGACACUUAUCAUCUGGAACGGCAUGCGAACGCGCAGCAGCUGAUUGAUUUUGAUCGCAAGUUCUCUACCAUCUUCUCGGGUCAACUGGACACGGAGGAGUCAGGGAUGUCGCACGCGGAAUUUGUGGCCACAUUCAACACCGGCAACGGCUUCACCAGCGGCUGCGGGGUGGAAUACGGAGAGAGUAUGAUCGUUGACCGAACGGCAUCGGCGGGACAGGAUAGCCCCAUCCGGGGCGACGACUACUUAUCAGGAAUACCGCGACCGGGCAGACGAUUGCUGAACGUGAAGUUGAGGCGUCAUGCGGAUGGAUGGCACCGGGAUAUUCAGGACGACCUGGCAUCCACGGGCCGGAUCCGCGUUCUAACGCUCACGUCUAAUGAUCUUCUGAACGCCCAAAGUGUGUCUGCUCGAUCAUUGCAGGAUGUGUCUGCCUUGCUGGGUACUUUCCCAGCGGGGAUUAUCGAGCAGAUAGUGGUGCACCCGCAGCUCCCGAGAGAGUUUGAAUGGGACAGCCUUCCGGGGUGCGUGAAAGAACAUGCGGAGAUGCGCUUCUACAAUGGAAGCGAGCUGGAGGAUGCAUAUGAAAUCUACGGGGUGGACCCUCAUCAGGGAGCCAUGGUGGUUGUCCGGCCCGACGGGUACGUUGGGAUAGUUGUAGCGCUCGGGGAGGUGGAUCGCGUGGGAGAGUACCUGCGUCGCUGCAUCAGAACGAGGUAGAGAUGGUU
Molecule: messenger RNA, 1942 nt
Organism: Aspergillus costaricaensis CBS 115574
Lineage: Eukaryota; Fungi; Ascomycota; Eurotiomycetes; Eurotiales; Aspergillaceae
Product: FAD binding domain protein
Exons: 6
Coding region: 24-1934 (636 amino acids)
Molecular function (GO): FAD binding
Source: RefSeq, a predicted model, not a curated record